UUGACACAUGAUUUUGAAAAGUGACAGCCACUGUCAGUGUCGUGGCAACGUGCCUGCCUUUGGCUCUGUAGAUUAUUCAUCCUUCAAUAGUUUUAGUUUCCUCUUAUGAGGAAGAAAGUAUUUCUGAAUAUUGAUUACUGAAUAAAGUAGCAGUGUAAUGGCGACGUUAGAUCGUAAAGGCACCUUUAAGGUGGAAUAUCUUCAAGAUAUUGAGAGAAAAGUGCAAGCAAAAUGGGAUAGUGAGAAAAUAUUCGAAAUGGAAGUACCUAAUGACGGGAAGCCACAUGAAAAAUUCAUGUGUACAUUUCCUUAUCCGUACAUGAAUGGACGCUUGCACCUGGGUCAUACAUUCUCACUAUCAAAGUGUGAGUUUGCUUCAAGGUACUAUAGACUGAAAGGUAGAAAGGUGCUAUUCCCUUUUGGCUUCCAUUGUACUGGCAUGCCAAUAAAAGCUUGUGCUGACAAGUUGAAAAGAGAAAUGGCACUCUAUGGUUGCCCACCAGUAUUCCCUGAAGAAGAAGAGGUUGCUGUCAAGGAGGAAGGUGACAUUGUCCCUAAAGACAAAAGUAAGGGUAAGAAAAGUAAAGCAGUGGCAAAGACAGGUGGUGCUAAGUACCAAUGGCAGAUCAUGCAGAGUAUUGGAGUUCCUGAUGAGGAAAUCAAACUCUUUGCUGAUGAGAGCCACUGGCUGGAAUAUUUCCCUCCCUUAGCUGUUGCUGAUUUAAAAAGAAUGGGUAUUCAUGUGGACUGGCGUCGUAAAUUCAUUACUACUGAUGCAAAUCCCUUCUAUGAUUCCUUCAUUAGAUGGCAGUUCUACCAUCUCAAAGAACGUAAUAAGAUCAUGUAUGGCAAACGGUACACCAUAUUCUCCCCUCUGGACAAACAACCUUGUAUGGACCAUGACAGAAGCACAGGAGAGGGAGCUGGGCCUCAAGAGUACACACUCCUUAAAAUGGCAGUGGUUGAACCAUUCCCUGAAGCUCUCAAGCCUCUAAAGAGCAAGAAGGUUAGUCUAGUUGCAGCAACACUAAGACCAGAAACAAUGUAUGGACAAACCAACUGCUGGGUACAUCCUGAUAUCAAGUACAUUGCUUUUGAAACAGUCAAUGAUGGCAUAUUUAUUUGCACUAGAAGAGCUGCCAGAAAUAUGGCAUACCAAGGCUUUACGGAAAAAGAUGGAGAAUUUAAAGUAUUAUUAGAAGUUGUAGGACAAGAUCUAAUGGGAACUGUUUUAAAAUCACCAUUUACUUGUUAUCCUAAGAUUUAUGCUCUCCCUAUGUUGACUAUCAAAGAAGAUAAGGGUACUGGCAUCGUUACCAGUGUACCCUCAGACUCUCCUGAUGACUAUGCGGCACUUGUGGACUUACAAAAGAAACCAGCUUUCAGAGAAAAGUAUGGAAUCACUGAUGAUAUGGUUCUGCCAUACAAACCUGUGCCCAUACUUGAAAUACCUGAAUAUGGCAACUUGUCUGCUGUACAUGUGUAUGAUAUGCUUAAAAUCCAAAGUCAAAAUGACAAGGAUAAGUUAACUCAAGCCAAAGAGAUGGUGUACCUGAAAGGUUUCUAUGAUGGUGUGUUACUUGUUGGAGAAUAUAAAGGAAAGAAAAUUCAGGAUGUUAAAAAGAAUCUGCAAACUAAGCUUGUUGAAGAAAAGGGUGCAGUGAUUUAUUAUGAGCCAGAAAAGACUAUUAUUUCUCGGUCAGGGGAUGAAUGUGUUGUGGCUUUGUGUAAUCAAUGGUAUUUGGAUUAUGGUAAUGAGGAGUGGAAGAGUCAGGUAGAGAAGGCUCUAGGUGCUAUGAAUACUUAUCAUGAUGAGGUCAGGAAGAACUUCCAAGCUACACUGAAGUGGCUACAUGAGUAUGCUUGCUCCAGGACAUACGGUUUAGGAACAAAACUGCCCUGGGAUCAGCAAUGGUUGAUUGAAUCUCUAUCAGACUCAACUAUUUACAAUGCGUACUACACUAUCGCGCAUUUCCUGCAAGGCGAUACUUUUAGAGGCAACAAAGAGAAUGCUCUCAAAAUUAAACCAGAAGACAUGACUAUGGCAGUUUGGGAUUACAUCUUUUUCAAAGAAGCACCUGUUCCGAAAAAUACGAAAAUUCCCAAGGCCUCUUUAGAUCUUAUGAAGAAGUCUUUCCAAUUUUGGUACCCAGUUGAUCUCCGAGUCUCAGGAAAGGAUCUCAUUCAGAACCACUUAACAUUCUACAUUUACAACCACUGCGCUAUUUGGCCCAAAGAGGAGGACAAGUGGCCCAAAGGCAUUAGGGCUAAUGGUCACUUAAUGUUGAACUCUGCCAAAAUGUCCAAGUCUGAUGGAAACUUCUUGACUUUAACGGAGUCUAUUGAUAAGUUCAGUGCGGAUGGAAUGCGUCUUACUUUAGCUGAUGCUGGAGAUUCAGUGGAAGACGCGAACUUUGUUGAGAACACUGCAGAUGCGGCUAUAUUGAGGCUGUAUACCUUUAUCGAAUGGGUUAAGGAGAUUAUUGCAACCAAAUCUACUUUACGCACAGGAGAGCACAAUUUCCACGAUAAAGUAUUCGUAAGCGAAAUGAACACUAAGAUCAACCAAACCGAUGAAAACUACAACAAGAUGUUGUUCAAAGAGGCUCUAAAGACUGGUUUCUUCGAGCUUCAGGCCGCCAGAGACAAGUAUAGGGAGUUGUGUUCGGAAGCAGGCAUGCAUGCGGAACUCGUGACGAGGUAUAUUGAGACGCAGGCUAAGCUGAUGUCGCCGAUAUGUCCGCAUGUCGCUGAACAUGUGUGGGAACUGUUGGGCAAUAAAACAAGCAUUCUACACGAGCUGUGGCCAGUGGCGGGAGAAAUCGAUGAGGUUUCAAUCAAAGCCAGUAACUAUUUGAUGGACGCGGCCCAUUCGUUCCGAAUCUACUUGAAGAACCACUGUGCAGUCAAGAAACCCAAGAAGGGAGAAACGCCAAAACCAGAGAAGAAACCUAAUCAAGCUGUUAUCUGGGUAGCUAAGGAGUAUCCCAAGUGGCAGCAUAUUAUUUUGACUACUCUCAAGGAAAUUAAUGGGCCGAACGGACUCCCCGACAACAAGAUAAUUUCCAGCAAGUUGGGCGCGAUCCCCGAGCUCAAGAAGUACAUGAAGCGAGUGAUGCCUUUCGUACAAGCCACCAGAGAAAACAUGGAGCGUAUCGGUAUUGAGGCCCUGUCGGUCGGCCUGCCGUUUGAUGAAGCCGCCAUUUUGUUGGAGAAUAAACCCUAUUUACUGAAUACUUUGGAUCUGGACUCAAUAGAAGUCAAGUUCACCGACGAUUCUGAAGCCCCUGAGAAGACGCGAGAGGACUGCGCUCCGGGUCAACCACACGUCUCAUUCAGUGUUGCCAGCGGUGUUGACACUACGUUCAUCAAUCCGAUCGCUUUGAACGGACUGUUCACUGUCACUGCUACUGUGUCCGAUGGAGAUACUGUCGAAAGAGUCAAGGUUAAGAUUGCUAAGGAAGUUAAGGCGAUUAAAGAUCUCAGCAGUCUAAAGCUGUGGAGGUACAAAGAUCCCGUGCUCGGCCCCCGAUCGAUUCCCGUCCCCGGAGACCAUGAAAACAAAUGCGUAGUCCUAGACAAUGCUUCGAUAUUAAAAGUAGACCUGACUGCAGCCACCGUGGAAUUAGUCUCCAAUGGAACAAACCUGCCUGUGGGCAAGCAAAUGAUUUAUACAUAUGAGAAAUAGUUGUUUUCAUAUAAGAAUAAAUUAUUUAUUGA
This is a messenger RNA of Helicoverpa armigera (cotton bollworm), 3720 nucleotides long. It is a transcript of the gene Leurs, whose product is annotated as Leucyl-tRNA synthetase. The coding region runs from base 158 to 3688 and encodes 1176 amino acids. The record is from RefSeq and is a predicted model, not a curated record. The transcript has 12 exons. Gene Ontology annotation, biological process: leucyl-tRNA aminoacylation. Gene Ontology annotation, molecular function: leucine-tRNA ligase activity; aminoacyl-tRNA deacylase activity; ATP binding. NCBI's taxonomy places the organism in Eukaryota, Metazoa, Arthropoda, Insecta, Lepidoptera, Noctuidae.